AUGAGAGAGCAAGACAAUGAAUGGUCUCUUGAUUUCACUCUUCCAAUCAUGGCUUUGUUGAAAUCGACGGGAAAUGAAACGGCUGCUUAUUUGAAAGCAAGAGAGAUUUGUCAUAGCAAUCGUUUAUUGGAAUCAUGUUUAAAUGCGUGCAAUGGAUCGAUGGAGAUUGAGAUUAUUCGAUUGGGAUUGAGAGCAUGGGAUAAAACAUGUCAAGGACUUGAAGAGAUUCGAGAUGAAUUGCCGUGUUGGAAGAAGCAAGGCUAUGUGAUCACUGAUUCGUGCAGUUCACAUACGACAAGAUUACGAAACAGUAUGGAAUUCUUUGCUCGAAAUGUCUCAAUGAGCUCAUUGCCGAGAGUUUGCAGUAAUUUCGACGAAUUCUCGAAUUGUUUUAUCGAGGCUUAUGGCCGUUUUUGUGGUCAUUCAUCGUUAAAGCUAACCGAGAAAAUGUUCGAGGCAAACAAAGAGGCCAUGUUUAAAAUGGUGAGAUUGAAAUUCUCGAGACAAUACACAAUCCCGGACGCUUGUACCGGGACGAUCAUUCGUCGUGAUGCCGAUUCAUCCGAUAUUUCAUUGUCGAUUCUAUCUUUUCCUUUCAAGCUAGCAAUCCUUUCAAAUUUUGAUGCUAUGACAGAAGAAAAUGGGAAUAAAAUCGGCUACAUUGGAGCGAUCAGUUACACGGCAGGCACGAUAAUCGGUUCGGGUAUUUUUGUCUCUCCAAAGGGAAUCCUCACACAUGCCGGCUCGAUUGGUCUCUCAUUGGCAAUUUGGGUUGGAUCUGCUGUGAUUGCAAUGCUUUCCGGAUUGGUUUUCGUCGAAUUGGCCACUUCGAUUCCCGAAUCGGGCUCCGAUUUUGCGUACAUAAAUUUCGUGAAAUGGAAACCCCUUGCUUUUGCUUUUUUGUGGCUUUCGAAUUUGGUGGAAGCAUCAUGCAGUUGUGCGAUUUUAUUCUAUACAUUUGGUGAAUACAUGGUUGAGGCUCUUGAUCCACUAAAUCUUGAUCUCUCAUCAACGAAACGACAUCGUUUAGAGCAACUUUUUGGCUUUGCAUUGUUAUGGAUUUUGAUGUGGGCGAAUUUCUUCUCUCUUAAACGAUGGGCAUCGAAAAUUCAAAUUGGAAUCACAAUCGCCAAAUUAUUUUCCGUUUCGAUCAUCAUUGUCACUGGGUUUUAUUUUCUAUUCUUUAAAGGGAAAUCGGACAGUUUCGAGUCAUCGAAAGUCUGGAAGAAUACGCAAAGUAAACCGGGAGAAAUCGUUUUGGCGAUCUAUUCGGGAAUUUGGGCCUACGCCGGGUAUGACACGUUGAAUUAUGGAACUGAGGAUGUUGAUCCAAAGAAAUUGAAAAAAAUCAUGCCAAUGGCGGUGAUUGGCGGCUUGACGAUUGCAACAAUUGUAUACAUUUUGGCGAAUAUCGCUUAUUUCGCCGUGCUUCUUCCCGAUGAGAUUUUGGAUUCGAAUGCUGUGGCCACCACAUUCAGCAAAAAAACAUUAGGCAAUUUCUACUAUGCAAUGCCGGCAAUCGUCGCGAUUUUGAUGAUUGGAACAAUCAAUUCCGAUAUUUUCUCGUGGAGUCGAUUUAUCGUGUCCGGUGCUCGAGCUGGAAUGAUGCCUCGUUUCCUUUCACUCAUUCAUAUCGAGAAUGAAUCGCCGAGAACGGGAAUACUCUUUCAUGUUUUUGCCGCAAUCAUUUUCUCCUUUAUCGGCCCCAUUGACACGUUGAUGAAUUAUUUAUUUGUUACGGGGAUGCUCCGUCAAGCAGUCACUGUCGCGGCACUCAUUUACAUUCGAUUGAAGAAAAUCCCCGUCAGCAGCUCGGCGCUUCGUCUUCCAAUUUUCAUCCCAGUCCUUGUUUUUGUGAUCUCGAUUGCUCUCGUCGCUGUGCCCGCAUUUCAGGAUCUUCUUGCAACGGGUGUUGGAGUCGGAAUGUUGAUUGUCUUCCUUUUCGCCUAUUUUCUCGUCAUUUGGCCAAAUUAUGAUUGGAGUUUUUUGAGAAAAAUUGAUGAAUCGUUUACCCAAUUUUGUCAAAAGCUCUUUGUUUCUGUGAUCGAUGAGGGACCAAAAAUCGUUUAUGGAAAUGCGAAUGAGAAUGAGAAAAGCAAAUUG
This is a messenger RNA of Mesorhabditis belari, 2103 nucleotides long. NCBI's taxonomy places the organism in Eukaryota, Metazoa, Nematoda, Chromadorea, Rhabditida, Rhabditidae. The record is from the annotation of a GenBank genome assembly.